Messenger RNA from Haliotis rubra (blacklip abalone), 935 nucleotides. RefSeq names its product docking protein 2-like. Gene Ontology annotation, biological process: cell surface receptor protein tyrosine kinase signaling pathway; positive regulation of MAPK cascade. The record is from RefSeq and is a predicted model, not a curated record. The coding region runs from base 135 to 596 and encodes 153 amino acids. NCBI's taxonomy places the organism in Eukaryota, Metazoa, Mollusca, Gastropoda, Lepetellida, Haliotidae. The transcript is spliced from 2 exons. Gene Ontology annotation, cellular component: cytoplasm.
CGACACAACAUGUGUGUACACAAUUUGGAUUAGUCUGUCAACACUGUGAUGUAAACGCGCAUUAACGAUUUGAAAGUAGGCAGUCUGCCUGCACAUUGUAACCGAGUAUCGUAUACAUUGUGUGUACCUAGACUAUGGACGAUCAUUCUACGUUCUUCAGAGUCAACAUCAGUGGGGACGAGAAGACGUCCAAGCGAUGUCAUCUUAAAGGUAUGUACGAUGUUGCUGUGAAGGACACAGGCCUGUGCCUGUGCGAUGUCAGAUCCAACCGGGUCAUGUAUGAAUGGCCGUACACCCGCAUUCGAAACUACGGAAAGACUCGCACCCAGUUUCAUUUCGAAGCUGGACGAAAUACGUUAUCUGGAGAAGGAGUUUUCACUAUGGAGACAGGAGACGGUGCUGCAAUCAUGAACAGCAUAAUUGAGAAAAUUGAAAAAGUCAAAGCAGUUGAAGCACAUGUACAAAGACCUGCAGAUGGCAGAAGGAAAGAGAGCAGAGAAGAGAAAGGUUUCGGAAAUGAAGACGCUGAUCACUUGUAUGAAAACACAGCCAAUAUCUCAUACGUGAACAUAGGGCUGUAUAACAAGAUGGCUUAGCCUCUUGUCUGGCUGGAGAAGCAGAUGUUAGAGGAUCCGGGCGGUAUGGUCGACAAUUGAGCUUGUGUUGGAACAACAGCUUCGUGGUGAACAACAUGUCCCCGUGUUAAUGAACAAAUCAACACUGAAUACAUCAACACUGAAUACAUCAACACUGAAUACAUCAACUAACAUCGUUUUCAAGGUUUCAUGUACAUUGUUUGAGAUUGGCAACUGUUCAGGUCCAUUUGGUGUAGCUUUUUCCGAUAGAUGGUGGACGAAUGUGUUUGUGUUGGAACUGUUGUUUCGUGUUGAACAACAUAUCCUCGAGUUAAUAAAUACAUCAACACUGAAAACAUC